UCUGUGACUACCACAACUACUCAGGCACCUUCAAGUACUACUGUUGGAACCACAACCAAGCCCAUUGAGACAACCACCCAUCAAGGAACAACUGCUAUUGCCCCUAUAACACAGACACUACCAGGCAGUACAACUAUUUACACAACGAGUGCAACCACACAGCCAGCCACAAACACAACAAUCCAGGUUGUGACAACAAAACCUCCCAAGAUAGUCACCACUGGUCCUACAACAACCUUAACCACAACUGUUGUUGAAACCACUACGUCAGUGCCAGAAAUCACAGUGACCAGCCAAGAAUCCACUGUUGCGACAUCAACACCUUCUGUGACUACCACAACUACUCAAGCACCUUCAAGUACUACUGUUGGAACCACAACCAAGCCCAUUGAGACAACCACUCCUGAAGGAACAACAGUCCAGGUUGGGACAACAACGGCUCCAAAGACAGUCACCACUGGUCCUACAACAACAUUAACCACAACGGUUGUUGAAACCACUACGUCAGUGCCAGAAAUCACAGUGACCAGCCAAGAAUCCACUGUUGUGACAUCAACACCUUCUGUGACUACCACAACUACUCAGGCACCUUCAAGUACUACUGUUGGAACCACAACCAAGCCCAUUGAGACAACCACUCCUGAAGGAACAACAGUCCAGGUUGGGACAACAACGGCUCCAAAGACAGUCACCACUGGUCCUACGACAACCUUAACCACAACUGUUGUUGAAACCACUACGUCAGUGCCAGAAAUCACAGUGACCAGCCAAGAAUCCACCGUUGUGACCUCCAAACCUUUUGUGACUACCACAACUACUCAAGCACCUUCAAGUACUACUGUUGGAACCACAGCCAAGUCUCUUGAGACAACCACCCUUGAAGGAACAACAGUCCAGGUUGUGACAACAAAACCUCCAAAGAUAGUCACCACUGGUCCUACAACAACCUUAACCACAACUGUUGUUGAAACCACUACGUCAGUGCCAGAAAUUACAGUGACCAGCCAAGAAUCCACUGUUGUGACAUCAACACCUUCUGUGACUACCACAACUACUCAGGCACCUUCAAGUACUACUGUUGGAACCACAACCAAGCCUGUUGAGACAACCACCCCUGAAGGAACAACAGUCCAGAUUGGGACAACAAAACCUCCAAAGACAGUCACCACUGGUCCUACAACAACCUCAACCACAACUGUUGUUGAAACCACUACAUCAGUGCCAGAAAUCACAGUGACCAACCAAACUACAGCCUCAGAAGCAGGUUUCACUACAACAACCUCAGGCACAACUGUUGGUGUAAUCACAGGACAUUCACAGAUACCAACUGUUAUUACAAAGCCAUCUGUUUUUCACACAACAGAAAUUUUGGCUACUACUGUAGUUACAGGCACAACAGCCAGAGGAACAACUGCUAUUGGUCCUGUAACGCAGACACUUACAGGCAGCACAACAGUUUACACAAGUAUUGCAACCACACAACCAGCCAGAUCCACAGUUGUUUCUACAUCACGGUUUCCCACAGCCUCCACAUCAUGUGUUUGCAUUGUCAACGGAACUUCACAUCGCCCUGGGGAUUUGGUGUACAACGUCACUGAUGGCUUCGGAUGGUGUUUCACUGCAUAUUGCAAUGCGUCUUGUAAAGUUCAAACAAAAUCCAGCCCAUGUCAUCCAACACCAAUACCCACCACUACUGCGCAUUCUGCUACAACAGUGUUCAGCACCACGACACAGGCCACAAUUUCAAGCUCAAUUCCUCUGACCACAGCUUUGCCUAACUCUACUUCCAUUACAUCAGAAACUACAUCAACUACGCUUGACUGCAAUGAUGUGUAUCCACCAAGAAAGAAUGGACAGUCCUGGACAGUAAAUAACUGCACCACAGCUACGUGCACCAAUGGCAAGAUCACAGAGGCAAAGGCUGUUUGUCCUUCCUCGCCUAUACCCAUCUGUUCCAAUGGACGCAACGUUUCCAAGGUUUAUGAUGAUAAUGGAUGUUGCUUUCACUAUGAAUGUGAAUGUGUGUGCAGUGUCUGGGGUGGAUCCCACUACAUAACUUUUGAUGGAACAUCAUACAGUUUCAACGAGAACUGCUCUUACCACUUGGUCAAAGAAAUUAUUUCUAAAUAUAAUUUAAGUAUUAUAGUAAACAACCAUUACUGUGAUUCUUCAAACAGCACAUUCUGUCCCAAAGCUCUCAUUGUUACAUACCAGUCCUACAAGGUUGUUUUGACUCAGUCGAAGACUUCAGGAACAGAAGCCAAUGUGGUAUAUAUCAAUCAGAAGCGUAUCUAUCCUGCAUAUAGCAAUGCUGACCUGCGCCUCACUAGCACAGAUAUGGUGAUCACACUGGAAAUAGAGGCAAUCAACGCAAAAGUAAUUUAUAGGGGAUCCUCAUUUAGCAUUGACCUUCCUUAUUCCCUCUUUGAAGGAAACACCGAGGGACAGUGUGGGACCUGCGACAACUCCCAGGUCAAUGAAUGCCGUUCUCCAAAUGGCCAGGUGGAAAGCUGCUCAGAGUCUGCAGGUCAGUGGAAAGUCCCGGGUACAUCCUGUGUAACCCCCACAAGCCCACCAGUGACUACAUCAGCACCCAGGACCUCUUCAGAACCGCUACACUCAACAACAGAGCACGUUUGCCAAUCUGACAUUUGUGAUCUCCUCACCAGCAGUGUAUUCGCAUCGUGCAAUGCAGUCAUAUCCCCAGCAUCAUUUGUGAAGGCCUGUUUGUCUGACGCUUGCAACAGCGGCAAUAACACUUGCUCCAGCCUAGAGUCCUAUGCCACUGAGUGCUCUAAUGCUGGAGUCUGUGUUGACUGGAGGAACGCUACCAACGGGCUGUGUGAGCACAAGUGUCCAGGCAAUAAAGUGUACAUGGCAUGUGGCCCCUCUGUAGAGCCAACAUGCAGUAGCAGAUACAACCAGAAGUUCCAAGCAUAUAGCAACACAUCCACUCAGGAGGGUUGUUUCUGUCCUAAUGGAACCAUCUUAUUCAACACAGUGUAUGACACAUGUGUUACCUCCUGUGAUUGUGUUGGCCCUGAUGGAACACCCAGAGAGCCUGGUGAAACAUGGACGAGUGGCUGCAAUAUCUGUGAGUGCAACCAGGAUUCCAUGAGCGUCCAGUGUCAGCCUGUUCAGUGCCCAUCGGUGCACAGCCCCAACUGCAGCGAGCCCGGACAGCAGCUGGUCAACACAACAGGCAGCUGCUGCACAACACAGUCAUGUGAAUGCAAUGUAAGCCUGUGUCCCGCUCCUAUCACCUGCCCGCUGGGCUUCCAGCUCAACGUCACGGCGAACACCACCUGCUGCCAGUCCUAUGAAUGUGUUCCUAAGGGUGUAUGCGUCUACAACAUGACAGAGUACAAGCCUGGUGCCAAGAUACCAACAUCAGAAACACCGUUGGAAGUUCCAUCAGUGACGGGAAGAACAACAGCGCUGUCACUGGAACAAGAGAGUGCAGAAGCAACACUGAAAGCUCCAUCAAAUGGGUCUUUCACACCUGGGCCUUGCAUGGACUGCUCCUGUGGCUCUGACAUGGAUCCCACAACCAGUCUGAACAUCAUUACCUGCAAACCUGUUGUCUGCAACACAAGCUGUUCUGAGGGUUACGAAUACCAGACUGCUGCUGGAAAAUGCUGUGGGGCGUGUGUCCAGAAGAGCUGUAUUUUCACAUCUGGCAACCUGACAGUACAUGUCAUUGAGGUCAACAGCACUUAUGUACCCCCUGCUGAUAAGUGCGUGCAGUAUACCUGUGAGAAGAUCAAUGGACAGCUGAUCACAAAGGAAAGCAAAACCACCUGUCCUCCCUUCAACCCCCUGGACUGUGAACCUGGCACUGAAUCAACUGAUGCCAAUGGAUGCUGCCAGACCUGCAAGGUCCAGAGUGUCUGUGAGGUCCAGAGUAAGCAGACCGUCAUUGAGGUGAACGGCUGCAAGAGCACACAAGCGGUCAACAUCACAUCCUGUGCCGGGCAUUGUGGAAGUUCAUCUGUGUAUUCCGCAGCAGCAAACACCAUGAUACAUCAAUGCGAGUGUUGCCAGGAGGCAAGCACUCGUCAGAUGCAGGUGGAGCUAACCUGCAGCAAUGGAUCCAAACUCCAGCACACCUACACCCAGGUGCAGACGUGCAGCUGCAGCAAAGCAGAAUGUGGAGCGGGAACAACGUCCAAGCCACAGCACCGCAGGAGACGCUGAUUAGUUACUUGAUGCUUUUAUGCUAGACCAGGUGGAACUUUAGGUAUUCUUCAUUUUGUCAGCUUUCACUAUUUAUAGCCAAACAUGUUCUCCUUUUCAGUGUCAGACCACUUUGAUAUAAACUUUCUUCAGCUUUUUUGGUGAUGAUCCUUAUUAAAAUAUUUCUGCAAUACAAA
Acanthochromis polyacanthus (spiny chromis) is the source of this 4373-nucleotide messenger RNA. RefSeq names its product intestinal mucin-like protein. The record is from RefSeq and is a predicted model, not a curated record. The transcript has 20 exons. Lineage: Eukaryota; Metazoa; Chordata; Actinopteri; Pomacentridae. The annotation marks the transcript as partial. Gene Ontology annotation, molecular function: hormone activity. Gene Ontology annotation, cellular component: extracellular matrix; extracellular region.